AUGGUGCCUGUCGUCCCGGCGCCUGGAGUCUACUUCGCAUCUAUCCGGCUCAAAACCGACAAGCCAAUUCCGUAUGUGUUCGGCAACACCUCAGAAGAUACUGGAAAGAAGAAAACUCAACAGUACACCCAGAUCAAGAAGUCUUUCUUCCAGAUCGUCAUGCGCGAGUGGCCUUCUCAGCAGUACACCCAAAUCAAGAAGUCUUUCUUCCAGCGCGGAGAAACCCGCUUCGACCUCGGCGGUGGUGUUGAGGCUUUCAAGGGUGUCUUCUUCUAUCGACAACACACGAUUCCAGCUAUGUUUCACGAAAACAAUGACAGUAGUGUAUCAUGGGGUCUGGUUCUUCUGAACGCAAGAGAUUCGAUCGAUCCGACAUGA
This is a messenger RNA of Alternaria arbusti, 378 nucleotides long. RefSeq lists its product as uncharacterized. NCBI's taxonomy places the organism in Eukaryota, Fungi, Ascomycota, Dothideomycetes, Pleosporales, Pleosporaceae. Bases 1 to 378 code for a protein of 125 amino acids. The transcript is spliced from 2 exons. The record is from RefSeq and is a predicted model, not a curated record.